AUGGCCGACAAGUUUGGCACCGACUUCGCCUUUGUCUACUCUUUCCCCUCGGUCAUCGACCCACAAGUUCAAUUCCCGCAGACCAAGCCAGCUCCUGCGCAGCUCGGGUCCUGUGAUGACUGGCAGAAUGCGGUCCUGCAAUACCUUGACGGCGACUACGCUGUGCCCGACUUCAUUGAUAUAUCCUGGGUGACCUCGGAUAUACAGCACGCCACAUGGACGGCGUUCUACGCGAACUCUAGUCUUUCAAACGAAGAAUUCUUUGAAAGGGCAAACACGGAACGUGCUCCCAUCUUGCCAGACCCGACCAACUCUGCAAACAUGGAGUCCAGCUGCGUGCAGCGCUGGGAGGACGGCGACGUCGCCUCGACUCCACCAUCAGUGCCUGCCCCUCCCCCCGCUCCCACUGUCUCUCGCGGACUCAGAUUCGAUCCAGCCCCACGGAUAUCGCGCUCACGACAACUGGUGCAAACGCUGUGGGACCGGCCCUUGCCGGGGGGCACUACGGUCGAGGCACCCCCGGUGCCCAGGCAUCAUUCAGGCGGAGAGGCUCCUGGUGCGAACCGGUCCAUCCUAGAGAUUGUACAGGAGAAGGCACGACGCCAGACGGCGAAGUCCACUCCUGCUACCUCCGACACCCACUCCAUGCCGGCCACCGAACAGGCGCAGGCUCCAGCGCCAACAUCGGGAAGUCAGACGGCGUCACUCGUUUACGAAUUCAUUGAGUACGAACCCGAGUCGUCUCAGUCGCCGACCACCUCGAAGAAGAGGAAGACGCCAACUCCGCUGCCUGAGGAAACCCCGAAGGCGAAGCGGAGGAAACUUCCCAUUUAUGCAAAGUCAUCGGCACUCAAAACGUUUUACUGGGAAGCGCGGCACAUGGGCGGGGAUGGCAAGCUGCUGCCAGUGAAGUAG
This is a messenger RNA of Rhodofomes roseus, 915 nucleotides long. RefSeq lists its product as uncharacterized. The record is from RefSeq and is a predicted model, not a curated record. The coding region runs from base 1 to 915 and encodes 304 amino acids. The transcript is spliced from 3 exons. NCBI's taxonomy places the organism in Eukaryota, Fungi, Basidiomycota, Agaricomycetes, Polyporales, Fomitopsidaceae.